AUGUGGAAGAUGUUUACACUCAACAAUUACAAGUGGAUCAACGAACUGCUGCGUCUCGUGUCAGAUUAUAACGCGCACAAGCAUCGCACCAUCGGCAUACAAUCCGCCGACGUAAUUCACGCGAUCGCUGAAAGACUCUUGGACACAGUAUAUAGCGCGAUAAAGAUCGCUGGUCCGCAAAAUUUAAAGGGCGAUUCGGUACGCGUGAGCAAGAUGAUUUUUGAGAAGGAUUACGCGCCUAAUUGGACCACUGAGGUGUUUACAAUCGUUAAGGUGCAGCGUACCAAUCCCAUAACCUAUCUCGAGGACUAUCGCGGAAAAUCCGUCGCUGGAACGUUCUACGAGCACGAGUUGCAUCGCGCUACUCAUCCGAACGUGUAUCUCAUGGAGAAAAUAUGCCAGAAAAGAAAUAAGGUGUACGUCAAGUGA
Atta colombica is the source of this 429-nucleotide messenger RNA. RefSeq lists its product as uncharacterized. The transcript has a single exon. NCBI's taxonomy places the organism in Eukaryota, Metazoa, Arthropoda, Insecta, Hymenoptera, Formicidae. The coding region runs from base 1 to 429 and encodes 142 amino acids. The record is from RefSeq and is a predicted model, not a curated record.